This is a messenger RNA of Penicillium angulare, 195 nucleotides long. RefSeq lists its product as uncharacterized. The coding region runs from base 1 to 195 and encodes 64 amino acids. NCBI's taxonomy places the organism in Eukaryota, Fungi, Ascomycota, Eurotiomycetes, Eurotiales, Aspergillaceae. The record is from RefSeq and is a predicted model, not a curated record. The transcript is spliced from 2 exons.
AUGUUCAUGGAUGAGGCGAACCAGAAGGCUAGAUGGGAUGCCAGCUUUCUUGAGGAUCUCAGUGAGCAAGAAAUACUAAUGAGCACCUACCUGGAACUUACUCUCUCCUCCUCGGUCCAUGGCCUAUCAGGUGGAUUCGACAUAUCCCAUGGAAGCGAACGAGGUGAAGGAAUUGAGACCGUGAAAAAAGGAUAG